Messenger RNA from Penicillium concentricum, 981 nucleotides. RefSeq names its product endo alpha-1,4 polygalactosaminidase. The transcript has a single exon. The record is from RefSeq and is a predicted model, not a curated record. NCBI's taxonomy places the organism in Eukaryota, Fungi, Ascomycota, Eurotiomycetes, Eurotiales, Aspergillaceae. The coding region runs from base 1 to 981 and encodes 326 amino acids.
AUGGGUGAACAGUCAUCCAAGACAGGCUGGUGGGCUUGGUCGACCAAGAAGAAGGUUCUUAUCUUUGGAACCGUCGCUCUCGUCAUCGUCGCUCUGGGUGUCGGUCUAGGUGCCGGUCUGGGAAUUGGUCUCAAAAACGACGGAGACAAUGACGAUAACGACAAUGAGGGCACCGGUCCCGACACAACAACGCCAACAAAUACCACAACACCGACAAACACUACCGCGAAAUGGCAGCCAGCCGCUGGCACCAAGUGGCAGAUUAUCUUGAAGUCCGAGCUGGAGAACAAUCAGAUCUCCACCUCGGUGGACGCAUCAAUCUACGACAUCGAUCUUUUCGACAACAACAAAACCGUCAUCUCGGAUCUCCAGAAAAUGGGCCGCAAAGUGAUCUGCUAUUUCUCUGCCGGCUCGUUUGAGGACUGGCGCGAUGACGCUAGCCAGUUCGACGACGAAGAUAAGGGCAAUGAUCUCGACGGAUGGCCCGGCGAGAAAUGGCUGAACGUCAAGUCCCCCAAAGUGCGCAAGAUUAUGCAGGCGCGUCUCGAUAUCGCCGUGACCAAGGGAUGCGACGGUGUCGAUCCUGACAACAUCGACGGAUACGAAAACAAACCCGGAGUUGAUAUCACUAGGGCUGAUGCUAUAAGCUACGUGAACUGGCUUGCUUCCCAGUCUCACAGCCGCGGCCUCUCGGUUGGAUUGAAGAAUGGCGGAGACAUUAUUGAAUCUGUCAUUGAUAACAUGCAGUGGUGUGUCAAUGAGCAGUGUGCUGAGUACGAUGAGUGUGAUACCUAUGCGCCCUUCAUUGAGGCGGGCAAGCCUGUCUUCCACAUCGAGUACCCCAAGGGCGAAGACACCAACAAUAACAAGGCUGUCACGACCAAGCAGGCGAGCUCUGCAUGUACCGCCAACGGCGCUGGCAACUUUUCAACUGUUAUCAAAAACAUGGACUUGGAUACUUGGGUUGAAUACUGCCCAUGA